Molecule: messenger RNA, 198 nt
Organism: Miscanthus lutarioriparius
Lineage: Eukaryota; Viridiplantae; Streptophyta; Magnoliopsida; Poales; Poaceae
Source: the annotation of a GenBank genome assembly
AUGGCGGGAUUCAGAAGCCUUGCGCCCAAGACCAGGAACCUGGUGGUGGCUGGGGGACUGUCUGCCUUCGUGCUUGGGGUCUACUACUACACCAUGAGAGCGGUGGGAGGCACGGACGAGCUGCAGGUGGCGAUUGACAAGUUUGAGGAGAUGAAGAAGAAGGAUGCUGCCAGAAACUCCAACGCAGGAGGAUCAUAA